Molecule: messenger RNA, 2693 nt
Organism: Merops nubicus (carmine bee-eater)
Lineage: Eukaryota; Metazoa; Chordata; Aves; Coraciiformes; Meropidae
Product: alpha-2-macroglobulin-like protein 1
Exons: 20
Molecular function (GO): endopeptidase inhibitor activity
Source: RefSeq, a predicted model, not a curated record
AGGUAAAGGCUCUGGGGCUGUCUGGAAUCACUAUUGCAGCAAGGAUGAAGACUAUAGAGUUUAUCAACAUCCAUCCAUUCUACAAACGUGGCCUGCCCUACACAGGGAAGAUGUUCUGCCACAGUGAUAGAUCUCCCCUCAGAAAUGAAACCAUCUACCUCAUCGUUGAUGUCAAUGAUGAGAAGACAGAGUUAUCAUUCCAAACAGAUGACAAUGGGGAAGCCCACUUCUCCCUGGACACCACCAGCUGGAACAGCACAAUGGUUUCUCUGAAGGGGACCUACAGCCUGGGAGAUGAUGAUGAGCAAGGUUCUGCUGAAAGUCAACCAGGAGUCAACGAAGGCUUCCACUGGUUGAAACCUUUCUAUUCGGAGAGCAACAGCUUCCUGGAGGUCAAGGCCAGGGAUGAUGUGCUGCCCUGUGACCAAGAGCAGGAAGUGCAAGUGGAUUACAUCCUCGACCACAACAAACUCAGCUCUGAAGGAGACCACAUUACUUUCUAUUACUUGGUGGUAGGAAAAGGCAAGAUCCUUUCCAGUGGAGAGAAGCAGGUGCCCAUCACCCAGCACGAAGGUCUGCAGGGCUCCUUCUCCUUGACUCUGGCCAUUGGUGAUGACUACCUGCCCAACGUCAAGCUCCUGCUGUAUGCACUCUUCUUGGAUGGAGAGGUCGUGGCUGACGUGGAAGAGUUCAAAGUAGACAAGUGCUUUAGACACAAGGUGACACUGGAUUUCUCACACAAGGAGGAAGUCCCAGGAUCAAAAGUCAGUUUGGAGCUCAAGGCUGCUCCAGGGUCCUUGUGCUCUGUCCGAGCUGUUGACAAGAGUGUCCUCCUGGAGUACAACAACACCCUAACAGCAGACAAACUGUCUGAGAAGCUGUUUAAGGACAGCUUUACAAUUGGAGGACGAGGGUUCCCUUAUCAUCUGGAAGACUUUGAGUCAUACCCUUGUCUGCUCCAGCAGCCCAGCCUCCACAAAAAGGCUCGGAUGGAAGGACCGUGGUACCAAAGUGAUGCAGAUGUCUUCAAUCUGAUUAAGCAACUGCGCAUGAAAAUCUUCACCAAUACUAGGAUCAAGAAACCAGUUUCCUGUGUGCGACCAGAGUUUGAGAAGAAGUAUCUUAAGAAAGAUGACAACAUUCUUGACAGUGUUGCUGUGGAUUCUCCUUCCACACCUCACUCUGACGACAAGAAAAAGCCAAAGCCAAGGACAUUUUUCCCAGAGACCUGGAUUUGGGAUUUGGUCCCUGUUGGGGACGAUGGGCAAGCGUCUCUCCAAGUUGCUGUCCCUGACACCAUCACUGAAUGGAACGCAAACACCUUCUGUGUUGCUGAUGCUGGCUUUGGAUUCUCUCCUCUGACCACUCUCAAGGUCUUCCAGCCUUUCUUUGUGGAGCUGUCGCUGCCAUACUCUGUCAUCCAAGGAGAGACUUUCAGCCUGAAAGCCACUGUCUUCAACUACCUGAAGGACUGUAUCCAGGUGCACACCACCCUCACAGAGACCCCAGAGCUCCAGGUGGAACCCUGUCCAGGCUGCCAGUUCACCAGCUGCCUCUGUGCCAACGAAGCCAAAACCUUUGUGUGGAACGUGACAGCCACCAGCCUGGGCCAGGUGAACGUCACCGUGAGCAGCGUGGCAGAAGAGUCCCACAGCCUGUGUGGUAACAGGGUUGCUGUGACACCUUCACAAGGAGAGACUGACACGGUGAUAAAACCUCUGCUUGUGAAGCCAGGAGGUGUCCCACAAGAGAAGACCCAAAACGCCUUCCUCUGUGCUGCAGAUAACACCAUCUCUGAAGAGUUCUCCCUGACUCUGCGUGAAGAAGUGCUGGAGGGAUCUGGCCGAGCCACUUUCUCUGCAAUUGGGGACAUCAUGGGCCCAGCACUUGAAAAUCUGGACCGGCUGCUACAGAUGCCCUUUGGCUGUGGGGAGCAGAACAUGGUCCUGUUUGCACCAAACAUCUUCAUACUCCAGUACCUGAACAAGACUAAACAACUGGUCCCAGAAAUUAAACAUAAUGCACUGAAAUUCCUGAAAACAGGCUACCAGCGCCAGCUGCUCUACAGACACCCCGACGGCUCCUACAGCGCCUUCGGGCCAGCCGACGAGGAGGGCAACACGUGGCUGACGGCGUUUGUGGCCAGGUCCUUCCAGCAGGCCAGCUCCCACAUCUACAUCGACCCGGAGCACGUGCGGAGCGCCCAGCGCUGGCUGCACGGCCACCAGCUGCCCAGCGGCUGCUUCCAGAGCCUGGGGAAGCUCUUCAACAACGACCUGAAGGGUGGUGUGGACGACACAAUCUCCUUAACAGCCUAUGUCACUGCCACGCUGGUGGAGCUCCCCCUGGAGAAGAAUGACACCAUGCUGGACAAUGCCUUAGGCUGCCUCAGGAAUGUGACACUUGAGGAGACAAGCCUUUAUGUCAAGGCUCUGAUGGCUUAUGUCUUCACACUGACCAGGGACAUGGAAAUGAGGCAGCAGCUCCUGGAUAUGCUCGAGAAGGAAACUGCAGAGCUGCUGGCAUCACAUUCCAGUGGUGAAGAGUCUUCUUCUAUGAUUGAGACAAUGGCCUAUGUCCUCCUGGCUCGUGUCUCCACGCCAGAGGUGGCAUUCAAUGAACCCUCAGUGAGCAAGCUCGUGCACUGGCUCAGUGGGCAAAGAAAUGCAUUUGGUGGAUUUGCUUCCACACAG